Callorhinchus milii (elephant shark) is the source of this 1190-nucleotide messenger RNA. RefSeq names its product centrosomal protein 19 (gene cep19). Gene Ontology annotation, cellular component: ciliary basal body; centrosome; spindle pole. The record is from RefSeq and is a predicted model, not a curated record. NCBI's taxonomy places the organism in Eukaryota, Metazoa, Chordata, Chondrichthyes, Chimaeriformes, Callorhinchidae. Gene Ontology annotation, biological process: microtubule anchoring at centrosome; trans-Golgi to periciliary membrane compartment transport. Bases 312 to 806 code for a protein of 164 amino acids. The transcript is spliced from 3 exons.
GCGCUUUGAGACGUCUCGAAGACGUGUUAAGGCGCUGUAUCGAUUGCGAGGGCUACUGCGUUAGUAGGUGUUUUAAUAUUGGUACUGUCCGUAGAGCAAUAGGAGGUACAGUAAUAACAAGACUGUGGAGCAGCAGUAGUGGGUGUGCAUAUUCCAUAUGGAUUACUCUUUGCUGUAAAAUGUAGAAAACAUUUUUAAAGAUUUCUGGAGCGAGAUAUCUGCCUUACUCUUCUUCGGUGUUGUAAGACACUUGAGUUAAAUCCUGCUAGUGAAUUACCUGCAAGACAGAAGAAUAUUGUAGAUGAAGCAGGAUGACUUACACCCCAAAGAAGUGUGGAGUGAAGUUCAAACCACCUGCUAUCAUUUUAAUCUACGAAGAUGAAAAGACUAAGAAAAUUCGACAGAGGUCGAUGCCAGUUAGAAAUUUUUCCAAAUUUUCAGAUUGUAGCCGAGCUGCAGAAGAACUCAAAAAUAACCCUCGGCAUAAGCCGUUCCUUGGUGGAGUGUCAUUGCAGCAGCUGCAAAAGCUAUACCAGCUCCUGAGAAACAGUCUAUCUGGAUUGAGCCUGGAUCGCAGCCUGGAAAUAAUCCACAAAGAAAACACCAUUGAUCCAGAGGAAGACCUUAAUAAACUUGAUGAUAAAGAAUUGGACCAGAAGAAAAAAAUCAUGGAUGAACUUUUUGAAAAGAACCGGAAAAAAUCUGAUGAUCCUGACUUUGUCUAUGACGUGGAAGUUGACUUUGCCCAGGUUGAACCAAUUGAGUCAUGUGGUUGGGACGAUGAGGAGACAAAUGAAGAUUUCUGAUUUUUCCUUUUCAGAACUGUUGAAUGUCCUUUUUUUGUGAGGUCAGAAUAAAAAUAAUCUGUUGGCAAAUGGGACUCCUGGACUGACUGAGAAACAAACAUUUAACACCAUUCCUGUCUCUUCCAAGCAGCUUGGAAGCAAUACACAGCUGUAUUUAAGGACAUUUAGAAUUUUAGACCUGGAAUGGCUGUUACUUGUUUUCAAAGCAUGAAUUACUUAUUGCUACGUGAUCAUUGAAGUCUUUGGUUUUGUUAGCACUAAGAAAACAGCAUUACGAACAUUGGGUUAGUGUUAAUAUUUUCUUAAAAUCCAACUUUAAAUAAAAAGUUGGGCCCUUGAUCAUAAAUUAUGUAAUUAGUCUGUCAAUAAAUAAAGCCAAUGGAA